AUGACAUGUAUCAGAUUUUAUGCUUCUCACUCUCUCAAAGAGAGUGAAAUACACUCUCCUUGCCAUAGAGAAGUAUCGGUUGAGAUAUCCAAACCAUGUGAAGUUGAAAGUACGAAAGAGCAAUGUACACAGAGCUCAAAAUGUGAGAUUGAAUCUCCUACAAAGGAGAACAACUCUGAAGUCCGAAAAUUAAAAGAUGAUAACAAGAGAUCAAGAACCUCAGUGAAAUCGGCAACCAAAUCUGUUUCUGGAAACUGCAAAACAAAGUGUACAGUUCCUCAGCCAUUUGCUUUGGCAACUGAGAAGCGUGCGUCUCAUGGAACUCGUCUUGUUGGAAGUGAUGCAGACAAUGUCAAUUAUAAGACACCUGAAGCCAAUAAUUUGCGAGUCCCAAGUACGAAACAAAACCAGGUCUCCACACCAGUUGCAACUAGAAAGCCGCUACAACCUGAUAACAAGAAGCAUUCGGAUGAAGAAGACUCAUGCUCAGUUACUUCUUGUGCUACGCUAUCAGCAAGAAAAUCCAGGGCCACUGUUGCGUCAGCCCCUGUAUUCCGAUUAUCUGAACGUGUAGAGAAAAGGAAAGAGUUUUACUCAAAAUUAGAGGAGAAACAUCAAGCUUUGGAGGCCCAGAAAAUUCAGUGGGAGGCAAGGACGAAGGAAGAGAGAGAAGCAGCUAUAAAGCAACCGAGAAAAAGUUUGAUGUUUAAGGCAAACCCAAUGCCGAGCUUCUACCAUGAGGGACCCCCACCAAAGACUGAAUUGAAGAAGGCACCACCAACUCGUGCAAAAUCACCGAGGUUGGGAAGAAGGAAGAGCUGCAAUGACUCGGUUGGUUUAGACAAAGGGAUGGGAGCUUAUGAUCGGGGAACUCGCCACAGUCUUGAAGUUAACAAUGAAAAUGAUGCCUUUGGUUCCAGAAAUAGGAAAGACCGCGUAAAUAUUCAGAAUGGUACUGCCAUAUACAAAUUUAACAACGAAGCCAAUCAUGCAGCGGAGAUAAAUGAGUCAUAUAUGACUAAGAUGCGUGAAGAAAUGAAUGUGAACAUUACUGUAUUAUAA
Molecule: messenger RNA, 1062 nt
Organism: Lycium barbarum (goji berry)
Lineage: Eukaryota; Viridiplantae; Streptophyta; Magnoliopsida; Solanales; Solanaceae
Product: protein WVD2-like 3
Exons: 7
Coding region: 1-1062 (353 amino acids)
Biological process (GO): microtubule cytoskeleton organization
Molecular function (GO): microtubule binding
Source: RefSeq, a predicted model, not a curated record